GGCGAGGAAGGUGGUUCGUUGGGCGGGAAGCUCGAGACUGAAAAACAACAAGCGCUAAAAGAAAACAGAGAGAGGGAGCGCGGAAAGGUUUUAAAAUGGCGGACAGGUUGAUGACAUAUGAGACCCAAUUUUUUGGGUUCUCCCCCCAAACCUGUGUUCUGAGAGUGUCCAGUGGAAUCCAAGAUUCUCUCCUUGAUGUCAUGCUGGUUGUGGAGCGAGUCAUUUUCAAGAAACUGAAGGAAAUGUCAGAUAGCAGUGUGACUCCAUCUCAGAUCCGUACCUGUACAGAGAGCUUCCUUCAAUUAAUGAAAGAACGGUUUGAUAUGAUCUUUGAGAGAGUCGAACAAGGAAUUCUGCAACAUAUCUUCUACAUUCCUGAAAAUAUCCUGCUUCCUGAAGACCAUGUCCAGGAAAAGUACCCAUACACUGAGGAACAGUUCAAAGACUUGCAAUCAGAAAUAGCUGAACUGGAGCACUGCUACCGAUGUGAAAUUAUUGCCAAACAUGCACUCCUUACUGAAUUAGAAGACCAAAAGUUGAUUGAGCUGAAACUAGAGCAGAGAAUUCACUGGUUCAGCAAUUUGGAUAACACUUGGAAGAGUAAUGCAGUCAGCAAUGUUCGUGAGAGCCUGGCUUUUGUUCGGGGAUUGACCUGUGAGGUCCCAGCUAUGCUUCAGAAAAUCCAAGAGAAAUACAAGGAUGAGCAAAAUCAAUCAAGAGCACCCAGUGGAAGCGAACAGGAGGAGGGAAAGGAAACAAGAAGGAAGCGACUUAAACUAUAAAGGCAUUGGGACUGGUUGGUAUAAUGCAUUUGAACACUGCUUGUCAUUCCCACCUCAAUCUGAGUGGCUCCAAGAUCUCUGGUUGGGAAAGUGAGUUGAGAACUCUUCACAUUCCUGAUGUAAGGCAACCAAUGGUCGAGAAAUGAUUAGAAUUUGGCAUUUUAUGGUCCUAUUUGAAGGAUAGCCUUCCAUUUGAAACUGGGCAACAAUAUUUAUGGGCAAUUUAUAUUUCGGGGAAGUGAUGAGAUAUGUUUGGAUUGGUAGUAGAAAUGAUAUCCUGUAUCAACUCUGUACGGUGUGCCAUCCUGGUAUGAAACAGAGUCUGAUGGUGUAAGCAAGAGUGUGAACAGAGAAAAUUUCCAAAUCCUGUGCAGACAUCUUUCCUCUGUGAACUGAACAUUUAUAUAAAUAAAAAUUGAUACAGCUA
This is a messenger RNA of Chiloscyllium plagiosum (whitespotted bambooshark), 1209 nucleotides long. It is a transcript of the gene mis12, whose product is annotated as MIS12 kinetochore complex component. NCBI's taxonomy places the organism in Eukaryota, Metazoa, Chordata, Chondrichthyes, Orectolobiformes, Hemiscylliidae. Gene Ontology annotation, cellular component: MIS12/MIND type complex; nucleus; chromosome, centromeric region. Gene Ontology annotation, biological process: mitotic sister chromatid segregation; kinetochore assembly; mitotic cell cycle. The record is from RefSeq and is a predicted model, not a curated record.